AUGGACAAAGAAACAAUGAAGACCGAACAGGAAGUUGACCUUGCCCGCUCCGACUCCCUCUCCCGCGGGGAGGUCGGCGGCGCUCCCGCUGAGGGACCGACGACCAAGCGUGGUCUCAAGUCCCGACAUGCUCAGAUGAUUGCUCUGGGCGGAACCAUCGGAACCGGCCUGUUCGUGGGCUCUGGCCAGGCCUUGCGUAUGGGUGGCCCGGUUUUUCUUCUGCUCGCUUACAUCGUCAUUACAAUGCUCGUCUACGGCGUCGCUACCGCUACUGGCGAAAUCAGCUCCUAUCUUCCCGUCUACGGCUGCUCCAUGUCCUACUAUGGCACUCGCUAUGUGUCUCGAAGCUUGGGAUUCACCUUGGGCUGGGUCUACUGGUAUGUCUUCGCGAUUACUGUUCCGGCCGAAAUCAAUGUUACCACGCUGGUCAUUCAAUACUGGAACCCGCCUGUGCACACUGCAGUUUGGCUCACCGUUGUCGGCAUUGUUAUCGUCGCAUGCAACUGUUUCCCUGUCAAGGUGUACGGUGAAACCGAGUUCUGGUUCGCAUCUACCAAGGUCAUCGGCAUCAUCGGUCUCCUCAUCAUGGCCGUGUGUUUGUUCUUUGGCGGCGGCCCUUCCGGAGAACCAACAUACUUCAAGUACUGGAGCAAUCCGGGACCGAUCAACGAAUACUUGGUUGAAGGCGGAGUAGGACGACUCUGUGCCUUUGUUGGCACCAUCACCUUUUCUGUUUACGCCUUCGCCUUUGCUCCGGAGCUUCUGGUUGUGACAGGCGGUGAGAUGGAGUCGCCCCGACAGAACAUCCCCAAGGCGACGAUACGAUACUUCUACCGACUUGUCACCUUUUACAUCCUGGGUGCUUUUGCCAUCGGCUUCCUUGUUCCCAGUGACCACCCCGACCUCUUGGGUGGUGGAAGUGGCGCCGCCGCUUCUCCAUGGGCUAUUGCCAUCCGCGAUGCCGGAAUCCGAGGCCUCGACUCUGUGGUAAAUGGCAUUAUUGUUAUGUCCGCCUGGUCGGCUGGAAACUCCUACCUCUACCUGGCCAGCCGUGCUCUGUACUCUCUGGCUGUUGACGGAAACGCACCGAAGAUCUUCACGCGGUGCACCAAGUCUGGAAUCCCGUAUAUUGCGACUGCGACCAGCGCGUCCUUUAGCCUUCUGGCAUACCUCAACCUAGCCAGCAGUGGAGCCACCGUGUUCAAUUGGUUCGUCAACUUGGUCAACACUGGAGGGUUCCAGAGCUGGAUCUGCUGUUGCUUCAUUUACCUCCGUUACCGAAAGGCGAUUGAGGUUCAGGGCAUUACCGACAUUCCUUUCCGCUCGAAGCUACAGCCCUAUGGCGCAUGGGUGAGCAUGAUUGGCUUCACAAUCCUCCUCUUGCUCCAGGGAUUCAAGGUUUUCGUCAAGGGAUAUUGGGAUACUCCCACCUUCAUCACUUCCUACAUCGGUAUCGUCAUCUUCAUCGUUCUCUACUUCGGACAUCGCUAUACAAUUGGCCGAAACGAUAGGUGGGCCCUACGACCGGAGGAGAUUGACCUGACGACUGGCUUGGAUGAGAUUCUCGCGCUUGAGGCCCCGCCCCCUCAGUCGAAGAAGUGGUACAUGAUGUGGAGGCGUGUGUUUGAGUAG
This is a messenger RNA of Ilyonectria robusta, 1632 nucleotides long. RefSeq names its product putative proline-specific permease. Gene Ontology annotation, cellular component: membrane. The transcript is spliced from 2 exons. Lineage: Eukaryota; Fungi; Ascomycota; Sordariomycetes; Hypocreales; Nectriaceae. Gene Ontology annotation, biological process: amino acid transmembrane transport. Gene Ontology annotation, molecular function: amino acid transmembrane transporter activity. The coding region runs from base 1 to 1632 and encodes 543 amino acids. The record is from RefSeq and is a predicted model, not a curated record.